AUGGACCUACUUUCAAAGAAAGAUCUUACAAAGGAUGAGUACAUCUUAGCCCACGUUCUCUUCAUCUUCGGAAUGAAGAAACUGGGAGGUGAAAAGAUCUCAAAGAUCAUACAAAACGAAGAAAACAAGACUGCGUUUAAGGAAUUCUACAACAUCGGACCCUUCCUGUUCGCCAUCUCAUCAGGAGAUAGUGUUAGUUUCCAGAACGAUGUGCCUCCUCUGGACAAGCUUAAGAAAAAGGUAGUGCUAGUAAUCAAAGCUAGACAAGACAAGACUGUCGACAUCACUGAUUCAAAUGUCGCCAAGGAGGUUAUCAUGAUGGAAGUCAACAGAAGCAUCCUAGAGAAUCUCUACCUCAUCUGUCAAGAGGUUUACAUGCCUGUUCUUGGAAACCCUCUAAACUAGAUUGGGUGGUCAGAUCUAGUGUCUAAGGACCUCAUGGAUAAGUUCCACAACUUCCUCGCCCACACCUACGUCACUAUCGGUCAAAUCAAGGGCAGAACUCUGCUUCCCCUUCCCCCCAACGAUGUCACUUCCUCAGAGAAGACAUCCAGCAAAGACAAGGCUCACAUUCUUGAAGGCGCUAUUAUUACCUGGACCAAGCAAAUCAAGAACGUCCUCAAGCAAGAUCCUGAGAGUGCUCUCAAGGGAGACAAGCACCCAGAUCCAAACACCGAAAUUGAGUUCUGGAAGAACAAAUCAGAUAACUUGAAUUCAAUUUGCGACCAAAUGAACUCUGAGAGAAUCAAGAAAGUCCUCAAGUUCUUAGAACAAAACAAGUCCACCUACACUGGUCCCUUCAGUAAACUCCAAAAAGAAGUACAAACCGCUAAAUCUGAAGCUAACGAAAACUAUAAGUAUCUCUUAACCCUCAGACCUCUGUUCGAUCAGUUGACUGACAGCGGUAAGGAUUUCACUGAGAUCCCAGAUCUAUUCCCACAAAUCAUGCACGUUAUCCUCUUGAUCUGGAAAUACUCACCUAACUACAACACUCCAUCAAGACUUGUUGUCUUGAUUAGAGAGAUCUGCAAUGCCAUCAUCAACUAAUGCAGAAACUUCAUUGAUGGAGAGAAGAUCUUCGGCUACAUCAAGAACGAAGAGCCAAAGGAAGCUCAUGACAAGCUAACCCUCGCUCUAGAUGUAUGUUCCAAGUUCAAGGACGCCUACUUCGAGUACAAAGCCAAGGCUCAAAACACAUGGAAAAUCACAACUAACGCACUCUUUGUAAGAUUAGAUUCUUUCUCAGAGAGAUGCCAAGACAUCAUGCACUUGACCAGCACAAUCAUUCAGUUCAACAAGUUGCAAAAGAUUGAAAUCGGUAACACCAAGGGUAAGCAACUCACCUCAUCAGUCAUCUAAAUCUUCGACGAAUUCAACAAAGCCGUUGACGAAUUCACAAUGGUCUCAUACGACAUUAUGGACAUUGAGAAGAGACAGUUUGAUGAUGACUUCUACAAAUUCAGAGGCAGAAUAAAGGAGCUCGAAAGAAGACUCGGUUCAAUCCUCACUCAAGGUUUCGACGAUUGUGACACCAUUAUUGGCAAAUUCAAGCUUUUGGACUCAUUUGAAGGUCUUUUGAACAGACCAAUCAUUUAAGAUGAACUUGAAAAGAAACAUAUUACUCUUUUGGAAUUAUAUAAGCAAGAUCUUAAGACUGUUCAGUCAAUCUUCCUGGAAGGAAAGGCUUUAGUAGAUAAGAUAGAUGAAAAAGCACCUAUUCCAAACAACUUACCACCUAUUGCUGGUGCUCUUAACUGGACCAACGGUCUAUUCGAAAGAAUCAAGGAGCCAAUGGAGCGACUUUCCACUCUUUCACAGUCAAUCUAAGACAGAGAAGAGUACAAAGAUGUUUAAAAGCUAUAUGCUUCAAUCUGCAAAAACCUCAGAGAAUUUGAGGACCAGAAAAUUAAACAAUGGGAGCAAGGUGUUGAAGAAUCAACUGAUGACAAACUUAACCAGUUCCUCCUCCACAGAGAUGAGUCUGAUAACUCAGAAGAGGGAUACCUUAAAGUUAACUUCGACCCCGUGUUAGUUAGACUGCUUAGAGAAGUCAAAUAUUUGUCACUUUUGGAUAUCGACGUUCCCGAAAGAGCUUCCAAGCUUUAUAUUAAAGUUAAUGUCUACAGAAGCUAAACAGGUAAUCUCGAACUCAUCGUUAACAUGUAUAAUGAAAUUCUCGCCACCCUUUUACCAGUUGAAAAGCCACUACUUGCAGACAGAAUUGAUAGAAUCAACAAAGCCCUUCAACCAGGUAUUGACCAACUCAGAUGGAACUCACCAAACAUCGAUCCAUUCAUCAAUCAAUGCAUGAUGAUUGUUAAAGAAGUCGAUGAACUCGUGAAAAAGAUGAAGGAAAAUGUCAAGAAGAUGCAAGAAAUGAUGAAUAAAUGGGAGAAAUCACUCUUCGAGAGAAGAAACAAGCCCAUGCCACCCGAUGAUCUAGAACAAACUCAUCAGAGUACUGUUAUGCCAAGACUUGAAGAUAUUAGAAACAAUGGUAAAGAAAUUCAUAGACUUAUGAAGGAUACUGCAGAUAACAUUAAGCCUGAUAAGAAAUCACCAACAUGGCUUGCCUACAUCGACUACGUCAACGGUUUAGUCAUUGAAGGUAUCACCAAGGGUAUCAAUGGAUCAAUGAACUACCUUUCAGAUCAGAUCAACAUUCACUAUAACAAACACCACCAACUUCCACCAAUGUUCGACAUCAAGGUUGAACUCAGAGACAGAGAAGUUAAAUUCGACCCACCCAUUGAGAGCACAUACAGACAAAACGGUAUCAGAGACAUCAUCAUGAAAAUCGUGAACGACUUCAUUUCACUUGCCAUUCAGAUGCCAAGACUCGACACCAACAAUGGAGAUUACUUGGUCGAAAUCAAGGAUCAGUUCGAUCUCUUCUGCUCAAUGCAAGUCAUCAACAACCACCUCUAUGAAAUCGAAGAGGCCACUCAAAACUUCAUCCUUCAAUACAAGGAACAAGAGUUCCUCUGGAAGGAAACCCUUGCUGCUAGCUUCACUGCUUUCCUUGAACUUGGAGAUGACCCAAGAGAGAAAUCUAAGGGCAGCAAAAAGACCAACGCUGACGGAGAGGAGGAAGAGGAUGAGACAUUCAAAUGGAUGGCUGACAAGAUCCUCCAAGGAGUUCAAACAAAGAAACCAAACCUCGACUUAUUCGAUGAGAAGAUUACCUAUCUUACCAAGGUUAAACACCAAAUUUCAGAGAUGAAACAAACUGUUGAUAUCGGCUGGUUGAAGGUUAACUCAGUUCCUCUUAUCAAGGACUUAAACAGAAUCGUGCAAGACUGGAUUGAGCAAUACACCAGUUUCUUGCUCCAAAACACUUUGAUCGAAAUCACCAACAUCCAGAAGUUCAUUGACGAGGUCACCUCAGGUAUCAAAGUGCUACCAGAAGGUUCAGAGACCAAGAGAGAGAAGGAACUGCUUAUGCAAGUCAUGACUCACUUGAGAGAUGUCAAGAUGAUCAAGGAUAGAACCCUAGACGAAAUCGAGCCAAUGAAACAAACCAUCAUGCUCCUCAAGAAGCAUCAAGUCAAGAUGGAGGACGACUACCUAGUCAAACUUGAAAACUCAAAGACUGCUCUCGUUGAAGUCAGUGAAAAGGCACUUGGCCCAGUCAAGGAAGCCAUCCUACCUCUUCAAAACCAAGAAGCUGGAAACAUCAAGAAAAAGCUUUCAGACUUUGCCAAGAGAGUCAUGGAAUUCAGAGUCAAGUUCCAAAACAACUGUCCAUACCACGUUGAAGACUCCUCAAUUCAAAUCAUUGAUAAUGCUUACGCUGUGAUUAGUCAAUUCUUUGACGAGACCGGAGAAAUGGAAGAAGAUGCUAGAUCUCUUAACAACUUAGAGACUCUCUUCGAUCUCCAAAAAUCAUCCUACAAGCAAUUGAAAGACUGCAAAAAUGAGCUACUCUCCCUUAAAUACAUGUGGGAUCUCAUUUCACUUAUUGAUUUACAAUUCGAAGCCUGGAAGUCAACUCUCUGGGACAAGAUCGACACAGAUCAACUUAUGCAAUUGAUUAAGGAAAUGCAGACCAAGCAAACCAAUCCACAAAACCCAUAAAACAAGGAAAUCAAAAACUGGAAAGCAUUCACUGCUCUCAACGAUAGAGUCAAGAACAUGAACACUAUCCUUCCAUUGAUUUCUCAACUUCACUCUAAAUUCAUGCAAGACAGACAUUGGAAGAAACUGAUGAAGAUCACAGGCAAGUCCAUCAACUUCAACUCUCCAAACUUCUGUCUCGAAGACCUCAUUAAGCUCCAACUUUACAACUACUCAGAAGAGGUCACUGAAUUGGUCGACGGAGCCCAAAAGGAGGCAAAGAUCGAGACCAACCUCGCCAAGAUUGAAAGAAUCUGGGAGGAACAGAAAUUCGAGUUCAAGGACUACAAGGACACUCAAAUCCUCGGAGCUCUUGAUGAAAUCGUCGAGUUUGUCGAAACCCACUCUAUGGAACUAAUGGGAAUGAUGUCUUCUAAGGAUGUUGAAGAAUUCAAGGAGAAAGUGCUCCACUGGCAAAAGACACUCAAGACUGUUGACUCAGUCAUCUAAAUUUGGGUUAAGGUGCAAAAGAACUGGCAAAGACUCGAACCCAUCUUCUUGGCAUCAGAAGAUAUCAGAGCUCAACUACCAGACGAUACCAAGAGAUUCGAAAAGAUCGAUAUCGAAUGGAAAGACAUGAUGAGAGAGGCCAGUGAGGAACCAGGAGUUAUCCAAGCUGCCACUUAUGAAGGAAGAGAAGAACUUCUUAACACUUUCUUCUCAGAAAUUGAACUUUGCGAGAAAGCGCUGAACGAAUAUCUUGAGCAAAAGAAAAAGAUCUUCCCAAGAUUCUAUUUCGUCUCUAACUAAGCUCUUCUUGAUAUUCUGUCAAACGGUAACAACCCAGAAAAGGUCGACGAGUAUCUAGGAGAUUGCUUCGAUGGUAUGAAGGGACUAGACUUCAUAAAAGGACCAGGCGAAGUUGUUCCAGCAAAGAGAGCAAAGGGUAUGUGGUCUAAAGAGAAGGAAUACGUUGCAUUUGCUGAUCCAUUCGUUUGCAAUGGUGCUGUAGAAAACUAUCUCUGCGAUCUUGAAAAGAAGAUGCAAGUUACUCUUAGAGAUAUACUUGAAAUUGCCAAAGGAACUGCUGACCUCUGGGAGCUAGAGAAGAAGAGGCAUGAAUGGCUAGAAGACUACUGCGCUCAGAUCUCACUUCUCGGUACUCAAAUCCUCUGGACUGAAGGAGUCUCAAGAGCAUUCGAUGAACUAGAAGGAGGUAGUGAAGGUGCUAUGAAGGAUUACCUAACCACCAUUCUCCUCGGUAUCAAGUACUUGAUUGAUAGAGUUAGACAAGAUCUUUCAUCAGAACUCAGAAUCAAGAUUAUUACCAUCAUUACUAUUGACGUCCAUGGAAGAGAUGUCGUUGACAACUUCUGUCUUAAGAGAAUCCAAGACUCACAAGCCUUUGCUUGGUAAUCUCAACUUAAGUUCUAUUGGGAAAUGAAACCAUAAUCCAAACCAGAUGAUAAGAAGACUUGUAUCUCAAGAAUUUGCGAUUGGAUGACUCUUUACAACUACGAGUAUGUUGGUAACUGUGGUAGAUUGGUUAUUACUCCCCUUACUGAUAGAUGUUAUAUCACUCUUACUUAAGCCCUUAACUUAACUAUGGGAGGUGCUCCAGCUGGUCCAGCCGGUACUGGUAAAACUGAGACAACUAAGGAUCUCGGAAGAGCCCUGGGUCUAUAAGUCGUCGUCUUCAACUGUUCAGAUCAAAUGAACUAUCAAUCUAUGGCUCAAAUUUUCAUGGGUCUCGCCUAAACUGGUUCUUGGGGUUGUUUCGAUGAGUUUAACAGAAUCUCAAUUGAAGUGUUGUCUGUGGUCUCCACUCAAGUCAAGUACGUCCUUGACGCCCUAAAGGAAAUGAAGCACAACCCAGCCAAGAACAUGUUUAUGUUCCAAGAUGAGGAAAUUCAACUUAAAAUCACUGUCGGAUUCUUCAUUACUAUGAAUCCAGGUUAUGCUGGUAGAACUGAAUUGCCAGAAAACUUGAAGGCCCUUUUCAGAUCCUGCGCUAUGGUCGUCCCAGAUAUCGUGCUUAUUUGCGAAAACAUGCUUAUGUCUGAAGGUUUCACCUCAGCCAAGGAUCUAUCAAAGAAGUUCAUGACCCUCUAUGAUCUUGCUAAGAGUUUGUUGUCCAAGCAAAUCCAUUAUGAUUGGGGUCUCAGAGCUGUGAAGUCUGUGCUUAGACAAGCCGGUAAACUGAAGAGAGAAGAUCCAGAUAUCUCAGAAGAUCCAAUUCUCAUGAGAGCCUUGAGAGAUUUCAACUGGCCUAAGAUCGUCGUCGAUGAUAGACAAAUCUUCUUGGGUCUUAUCAAGGAUCUCUUCCCAGGUAUUGAAGCUGAGUCAAAAGUUAAUCAAGAACUUAAUAAAUCAGUAAGCAAAGUAGCUAAAGCUGCAGGUCUUCAAUCAGAAGAAGGUUUCGUUUUGAAGUGUGUGCAACUUGCCGAAAUUCUCGAAGUGCGUCACUGCUGCUUCAUUAUUGGUAACUCAGGUUGUGGUAAAUCAGCUGUAUGGAAGACAUUAGCUGCUGCUAUUGCCAGUCAAGGAAAUGAGACCAUUUAUGAUAUCACUGAUCCAAAGGCUGUUACAUCAGAUGAGCUUUUCGGUUGCAUGAACCCUAAGACCAAGGAAUGGAAAGAUGGAGUAUUGUCUGUCAUAAUGAGAGAUAUGAACAAAAACAAUGGACCAUACAGACCAACUCAAUUCUACAAGUGGAUUAUUCUCGAUGGUGAUGUAGACCCUGAGUGGAUUGAGUCCCUUAACACUGUCAUGGACGAUAACAAAGUGCUUACUCUUGUGUCCCAAGAGAGAAUCCCACUCACUCCAGAAAUGAGACUCUUACUUGAGGUCUCCAACUUGAGAAACGCCACUCCUGCCACUGUCAGCAGAGGUGGAGUCCUGUUUAUCAACGAUACUGAUGUCGGCUGGAAGCCAUACUUCGAGUCUUGGAUGCAAAAGUUCAAGAAGAAGAAUGAUGAGUACGCCAUGAACGUCUUCACUCUUGCCCUCGCCUAAUAUCUAGGUGACACCUUCCUCGAAGACCAAAAGGGAAGAGAAAAGAUUGCUCCUACUUGUGAUAUGGCUCAAAUUCAAACUUUGACUUGCAUCAUUGAUGCUCUUUACAACGAUCUCUAUUCAAGAAAAGACUAUCACGAUCAAAUCAAGUAACUCAAGGAAGCUGGUAAAGAAGAAGAAAUCAAACAAAUCUAUGAAGCUUACUUUGUGUUUGCUGUUAUGUGGAGUUUCGGUGCCCCACUUACUGAAGACAAGAUUUCCUUCAAUGGAUACAUCAAAGCUCAAUCAAAGAUUAAGUUCCCAGAAUAAGGUCUCUGCUUCGAUUACUACUACGACCCAAUUAGUCUUGGAUGGGUUCACUGGAGCACAAAGGUUAAGAAGUAUGAGCCUGGAGAUGGUCUAUUCCUCAAUAUUGUCGUCCCAACUGCUGAAACCACUAGACAAAGAUUCAUCCUAGACAUGCACGUAAAAGCUAAGAAGGGUGUUCUCUAUGUCGGUUCUGCUGGUACUGGUAAGACCACUAUUAUCAAGGACUACUUCUCAACUCUCGACAAAGAAUAUGUCCUCAAUGCCUCAAUCAACUUCAACAGUUAUACUGAUUCCAAGGCACUUCAAGUCGUUAUUGAGUCAAACGUCGAUAAGAGAGCUGGUAAGACCUUCGGUCCCCCACCCAACAAGACUCUCAUCUAUUUCAUGGACGAUCUUAACAUGCCAUACGUCGAUAAGUACGGAACUCAAUCCCCCAUCUGUCUGAUCAGACAAAUCAUUGAUUACGGUAUUAUCUAUGAUAGAGAUCACUUAGAAGAGAAGAAAUACUUGGUUGACUGCAUGUUUACUGCUUGUAUGAAUCCAAAGUCUGGUUCUUUCUUCGUCGAUAUCAGACUCAGCAGACAUUUCUCCCUCUUCUCAUGCCUGACUGCUGAGAAAGAAAUCCUCACCACUAUCUAUCAUCAAAUCUUAGAUUCACACUUGUGCACAUUCGACGCACAAUGCGCAAACUUGACACCAAAGAUCAUCAACGCUACUAUGACUGUCUUCUUGGCCAUCGCUACAUCACCACAGUUUAUGCCUACAGCUAAGAAGUUCCAUUAUCAGUUCAACUUGAGAGACUUCUCCAAGAUUGUUCAAAACACCAUGCUCGCUCAGGCAGCUCACUACAGAGGCAACUCUCUCGGAUUAAUCAGACUCUGGGCUCAUGAGUGCAUGAGAGUCUUCUACGAUAGACUCAUCUUUGAUGAAGAUAGAGAAGUAUUCAUGGGAUUUUUCAAGAACUCUCUCAGAGAAUUCGAGUUCAAGGAAGACCAAAUUCUUGAAUUGCCAAACAUUUACACUUCAUUCGUUUCAGCUUCAGAGGGUCACGAAAAAGCUUAUCUUCCAAUCAGAGACAUGCAACACUUGAAGAAUGUACUUGAAAACAAACUUGCUGAGUACAAUGAGCAAGUCUCCUCAAUGAACCUCGUGCUUUUCGAUCAAGCUAUGGAGCACAUUUCCAGAAUCGCUAGAAUUAUUGACUUACCAGUAGGAAACGCACUUCUAGUCGGAGUCGGUGGUUCAGGUAAGCAAUCACUGUCCAAGCUGUCUGCCUUCAUCUUAGGUUAUGAUGUCGUCAGAAUCGUCGUCACCACCAGUUACAACAUGGCUGACCUCAAAACUGAUAUCCAAAACAUGUAUCAAAAGGCUGGAGUCACUGGAUCUCAAAUCCUCUUCAUCUUGACUGACUCUCAAAUUACUGAUGACAAGUUCCUCGUUUACAUCAAUGAUAUCCUUUCAUCUGGUUGGAUUCCAGAAUUGUUCCUGAAAGACGAGCUCGAUGGUAUCUUAGGUAAAGUAAGAGCUGAAGCCAAGAAUGCAGGUUACCUCGACACCCCAGAUCAACUCUUCGAUUUCUUCAUGGACAAAGCAAGAAAGAACUUCCACAUGGCACUUUGUUUCUCCCCAGUCGGAGAUACCUUCAGAUUCAGAGCCAGAAAGUUCCCAGGUAUUAUCAACUGUACCUCAAUGGAUUGGUUCCACGAGUGGCCAAGAGAUGCCUUGAUUGAUGUCGCCACCAGAUUCCUGAAUGACGUUGAAUUACCAUUCGAUGAACUCAGAGACCAAAUCGCCAACCACAUGGCAGAAGUCCAUCUUUCAAUUGGUGAAGCCAACUUGGACUUCUUACAAAUGGAGAGAAGAUUCAACUAUACCACUCCCACUUCUUAUCUCGAGCUUAUCAGCUUCUACAAAAUUUUACUUGACAAGAAGAGAGACAAGAUCUCAGAUCAGAUCAACAGACUCGAAAUCGGUCUUCAGACCAUGAAGAGCACCACUGAACAAGUCGAGGGUCUGCAGAAGUUGCUCGAAAUUAAGAUGGUCGACGUAGAGAAGGAGAAAGAAAAGACCAACGAACUUAUUGAAAUCGUCGGAAGAGAGUCACUCGACGCCGAAAGAGAACAAGACAUUGCCAGAGCUCAAGAAGACGAAACUUCAAAGCUAGCUCAAAAUGCAGAAAACGAAAAGGGUAAGGCUAACAAGGAGCUUGAAGAAGCCGUUCCUGCCAUGAAGGCUGCUGAGGAAGCCGUCGCUUGUCUUGAUAAGAAAUCAAUUCAAGAGCUUAAGUCUCUUGCCAACCCACCUGCUCAAGUGUUCGACGUAUCAAAGGCUGUUCUGCUAUUGAAAGGAGAGAAGAAGAACUUCGCUUGGGCCAACGCUCAAAAGAUGAUGAAUAACCCGCAAAAGUUCAUUGAAGAUAUCUAGGCAUUCGAUGGUUCUAACAUCGAUCAAUGGAUUCUAGAUCAACUUGCCCCAAUCAUUAAGCAAGAGCAUUUCACUUUCGAAAUCAUGAAGGGCAAGUCACUCGCUGCUGCCUAUCUCUGUAAGUGGAUCUGUAACGUCGUUAUCUACAACACAAUCUACAAGAAGGUCAAGCCUCUCAUGGAUACCGCCGAAGCUGCAGAAGCCAUUGCUAACGAAAAGAGAGCUGAGCUCGCUAUUGUCCUCGAAAGAGUCAGAAUCAUUAAUGAAAAGGUCGAUGCUCUUAAGCAAAAACUGUUUGAAGCCGAAGAAGCUAAGAGAAGAGUGGAGGAAGAAGCUCAGAGCUUGUAAGAUCAACUCAACUUGGCUAACAGACUUACUGGAGGUCUCGCUGAUGAAAACAAAAGAUGGGGAGAGAACGUGACAACCUACAAGCACGAGAGAAUCACUAUGAUUGGAAACGCCCUAGUCUCAGCUGCUUUCGUCUCAUAUAUUGGACCAUUCUCAUUCCCCUUCAGACAAAGACUAUGGAAGGACACCUGGAUUCCAGAUAUUAUCUCAAAGAAGAUUCCAUUCACUGAGGGAGUUGACCCACUUAAGGUACUUGCCAAUGAUGCUGAUCAAGCCAAAUGGAAGACUGAAGGUCUUCCAGCAGAUAGAGUGUCUCUUGAAAACGCCUCAGUCAUCGUCUCAUGUAAGAGAUAUCCACUAAUGAUCGAUCCUCAACUCCAAGGACAAAAGUGGAUCAGAGGUAGAGAGGGUAACGAACUCCAAGUUAUUCAACUCUCGCAAAGAGGUUGGUUAAAGAAAGUCGAAAUGGCUGUCACCAACGGUUCAGUCCUUAUGAUUGAAUCCUUAGGUUAAGAAAUCGAUGCAAUCUUGGAUCCUCUUCUUUCUAGACAGUUUGUGAAGAAAGGUAAGAUGUUCACAGUUAAACUCGGAUCCGAAGAUGUUGAACUCUCACCAACAUUCAAGCUUUACUUGCAGACAAAACUCUACAAUCCUCAUUACAAGCCAGAAACAGCUGCUCAGUGUACCAUCAUUAACUUCAUCGUCACAGAGGGAGGUCUCGAAGAUCAACUUCUAGCUAUGGUCGUCAGAGUAGAGAAACCAGAUCUCGAGCAAACUAAGGAAGAGCUUGUGAACAAGCAAAAUGCUUUCUAAAUUGAUUUGGCCAAACUUGAGGAUGAACUACUCAAGAACUUGUCAGACGCUGACCCAGCUACCAUUCUCCAGAACAAAGAUUUGAUUGAGUCUCUUGAAAACACAAAGAAAACUUCAACUCAAAUUCAAAAGCAAUAAGCUGAAGCCAAAGAAACUGAAAUCAAGAUUAACUUCCUCAGAGAAGUCUACAGAAGAGUCGCUGCAGAGGGUGCCAUGCUUUACUUCUUACUUAUUCAACUCUGUAUUGUUGAUCACAUGUAUCAGUACUCUCUAGAGUCCUUCGUUACUUUCUUCUUCAAGGCCAUUGAAAAGACUGAAUAAUUCGAUGAAGAAGAGCCAAGAGUGUUAGCUCUUAGAGAAAUGAUCAGAAUGACCAUCUAUCAAUGGGUAUCCAGAGGUCUGUUCGAAAAGCAUAAGCAAAUCUUCUUGGGUCAACUUACAUUCAGACUCAUGCAAAAGAGCAUCCUUGAAGUUGACUAUACCCUCUAGCAAAUGAGUUUCCUACUAAGAUGCCCAAUUAAGACUGACUCAGUCAAUCCACUCAAAGAAUGGCUUCCAGAUCUCGCUUGGUACAGUGUCCAAAGACUUAUUGAAAUUGAAGGAUUUGAAUCAUUCGCUCAAAACCUUGAAAAAGAAGCCCCAACUAGAUUCAGAGAUUGGUACAAUGAACUCUAACCAGAGAGCGAGAAACUUCCACUAGACUGGAAGAAACUCGAGACCAUGCCAUUCCAAAAGUUAUUGGUUAUCAGAUGUCUCAGACCAGACAGAAUCACCACUGCUCUUGAUAACUUCAUUAGAAGAACUAUUCCAAACGGAAACAAAUAUGUAGAUUGCGAUUCUACAAGCAGUUUCUUCUAAGUAUUGGUAUCAGCUUACUUGGAUUCAACUCCAACCACACCAAUCUUCUUCAUCUUGUCCCCAGGAGCCAAUCCAGUUAAGGAUGUAGAACAACUUUGCAGAAAGAACGGUGUUGACCCCAACAAAUAUCUUCACACUGUCGCCCUCGGCCAAGGUCAAGAUAUCGUAGCCAUGAACAAACUUGAAAUCGGCCACAAGGAAGGUCACUGGGUCAUGUUGCAAAACAUUCACUUGAUGCCCAGAUUCUUGAUUGAACUCGAAAAGAAACUUGAUGUUUAUGCCGUUGAGGGAUCCCACCCCAACUUCAGACUCUAUUUGUCUUCAGAUCCAAGCAAUGAAAUUCCAAUUGGUCUUCUUGAGAGAUCAAUUAAGUUGACAAACGAGCCUCCUCAAGGUCUCAAGCAAAACAUGAAGAGAGCCUUCACCUUCUUCACCAAGGAAGAUAUUGAGGAUAAAGAUCCAAAGAUCAAGACCAUUCUCUUCGCUCUCUGCUAUUUCCAUUCAGUCAUGAUUGAGAGAAGAAAGUUUGGACCUAAAGGUUGGAACAUGCAUUAUCCAUUCAACAUGGGAGAUCUUAGAGAUUCAGCUAUCGUACUUCAAAACUAUAUGGAGCAAAACGCUGCAAGUGGAAAGAUUCCAUGGGAUGAUCUUAGAUACAUUUUCGGAGAGAUCAUGUAUGGAGGUCACAUUGUCGACGAUUGGGACAGAAGAUUCUGUAGCGCUUAUCUAGAGAACCUCAUGCAAGAUACCCUUCUUGACGAGGCAGAGCUCUUCCCCUUCAUUGAAGGCAAGGGUAUUACCUUCAAAUGUCCUCCACCUCUCGGCUAUGAGAAAUAUAUUGAAUAUCUUGAGACAGAGGUGCCAGGCGAGACUCCUCUUGCUUUCGGUAUGCAUCCAAAUGCUGAAAUCGAUUUCAGAACCAACCAAUGUGUUGUGCUUUUCAGAACACUUGUCGAACUCCAACCAAAGGAUUCAGGCAGCUCCGGAGAAGGAGGCGGUGGCGGAAAGCAAGAAAAGAUCCAGGAGUUCAUGCACAGAGUUAACGACGAAGUCCAACUCGACCAGAACAAGCUGAACAUUGAGGAUAUUGCCUCAAAGAUGACUGAUGAGAGAGGUCCUUACCAAAACGUGUUCCUCCAAGAGUGCGAGGUCAUGAACGUGCUCAUCAAUGAAAUCCUAAGAUCACUGCAAGAAAUCGAGCUAUCAUUCAAGGGAGAGCUGACAAUGACUGAGAAGAUGGAGCAACUUAUGGACGCUAUUUUCCUUGAUAAAGUGCCAGCCACCUGGGCUAAACUUGCCUUCCCCUCAACAAGAGGACUCGGCUCAUGGCUCGACAACUUAAAACACAGACUCGAUCAACUCAACCUCUGGAAAGAAGACCCAUCAAAGGUCCCAACUGUUAUCUUCUUGAACAGACUCUUUAACCCACAGUCAUUCUUGACUGCCAUCAAGCAAGUGUACGCCAGAGACAAGCAACAAGAGUUGAACAGACUUUACAUCCAAACCGAUAUCACCAAGAAACUCUAUUGGGAGCAAGAUCUACCACCUGUUAAGGAAGGAGCUUACAUUUUUGGAUUCCACGUAGAAGGUGCAAGAUGGGAGUCAUCAGUAGGUCAACUUGAGGAGAGUUUGCCCAAGAAGCAAUUCAGUGUAGUGCCAGUUGUCAACUGCAGAGCUCAACUCAUCCCAACUGACGGUAAGGAAGAAAAAGGUGUGUAUCAAUGCCCAGUUUAUAAGACUGAAACCAGAGGUGCCACUUACGUCUUCACUGCCCAACUAAAGACCAAGGCUCCACCUCAAAAGUGGAUUCUGGCUGGAGUCGCUAUUAUUCUUGAUGUUGAAGGUGUCGCAGAUGCCUACGCUCCAGGUAAAGAAAUUGGUCUCGCAUGA
This is a messenger RNA of Stylonychia lemnae, 13713 nucleotides long. NCBI's taxonomy places the organism in Eukaryota, Ciliophora, Spirotrichea, Sporadotrichida, Oxytrichidae. The record is from the annotation of a GenBank genome assembly.